Molecule: messenger RNA, 2910 nt
Organism: Besnoitia besnoiti
Lineage: Eukaryota; Apicomplexa; Conoidasida; Eucoccidiorida; Sarcocystidae
Product: tetratricopeptide repeat-containing protein
Exons: 14
Coding region: 1-2910 (969 amino acids)
Biological process (GO): N-terminal peptidyl-methionine acetylation
Cellular component (GO): cytoplasm
Molecular function (GO): protein binding; protein-N-terminal amino-acid acetyltransferase activity
Source: RefSeq, a predicted model, not a curated record
AUGGCGCAUGCACGCCCCGGAAGCUCGGGCUCCAGUGCCCUACCCAGCAAAGAGCAGUCGCUUUUCAAGAACAUGGUGUCUCUGUACGAACACAAGCACUUCAAGAAGGCAAUCAAGCAGGCGGAUCUGAUUCUCAAGAAGUGCCCGGACCAUGGCGAGACUCUGUCCAUGAAAGGCCUGGUGCUGUCCAAUAUGCGACCGGAGCAAAAGCAAGAGGCGUACGAGCUUGCCAAGCGAGGCCUGCGCUGCGACCUGAAGAACUACGUGUGCUGGCACGUUCUGGGAUUGAUUUACCGCGCAGACAAGGACUACUUCGAGGCAUCGAAGUGCUUUAGUCAAGCAGUUCGCCUGUGCCCGGGGAACUUCCAGAUCUUGAGGGACCUGAGCAAUCUGCAGAUCCACGAAAGAAACCUCGAGGGAUUCCGCGAGACUCGCAGGCAGAUUCUCGCCACCCGGUCGCAGUUCAUUCGAGAAUGGACUGCUUUCGCCCUGGCAAACCAUCUGUGUGGAUCCCUCGACGUCGCUCACGACUUGUUGGCUGAAGUGGAAAAACAGUUCGAGGAUGCGAAGGACAUGGACGCCUAUGACAAGAGCGAAAUGAUUUUGUAUAGCGCCUCGAUCCUUGAGCAGCGUGGACGACUCGAGGACUGUCUGAAGUACCUCAAAGAACGAGAGGAGAAGAUUACAGACAAGAUGUCAAUGCUGGAAAUGCAGGGGCGUCUGGCUUUGCAGCUGAACCGCCGUGAAGAGGCGCGACAAGCUUUCGCGGAUCUGUUUAAGCGAAACAAGGAUAACGACAUCUAUGCCCUCUGCCUUCUUGCCUGCGACGAAGAUCACGAACUGAGGCGCUUGUGCAAGCUUCCUAUCCCUCAGGCAGAGGAGACCCGCGAGACCGCGUGCAUCGAGCUCGUUCCGGGAUGCCUGGCCUCGACGGGCGAAGGCCGCGCGGGGUGGCUGCCCUCUGCGGAGACUCGCAAGGCGCUUCGGCGCUUUGCAAAGCUCGACCCCGAAGUCGUGCCGCUGACAGGAUGGAAGCGCAGACGCAACAGCACUCCUUCGCCGCUGUUUGUUGUGACGCGAGUGCCUACCGACGCUGAACAGGAUCGCCUUAUCAGUUUUUUUGAAGGCCUCAAGACCGAGUACGGCAAGGCGUGCUCGCUGCCGUCGUAUCUCGUUCUGUCAUUCCUUAGUGGCGAGCGCUUCCAGCGGUGCCUCGACGCGUUCCUCCGCCCCGCUCUCCGCAAAGGCGUCGUCUCCCUCUUCUCGUCUCUGCGGCGUCUGUACGCUCCCGACCGCGUCCCGCUUGUGACUGCGCUGCUCGAGUCGUACGUGUUCCAUCUUGAGCAGGAUGUCUCGACUUUCGGGCCUCCUGGAGGCAGCCUGGCGGAGAACGGCGCAGCCGCCGCGCGGUGGGGGAAGCGCGAAGACGUUGCGCCUCCCGCGGCGGCGUCGCUUCUCGAAGACCCGGCCUCCGCGUCGAAGGACGAGGCGAGACUCGAGGGCGAGAUGCCCAUGUGCCUGCUGUACACCUACAUGCUGCUGGCGCAGCACUACGACUUCCUCGGCUGGACGGACAAGGCUCUGGCCGUGGUCGGAAAGGCCAUCCAACACACUCCGACACUCGUGGACCUGUAUCUCGUCAAGGGACGCAUCUACAAGCACGCUGGAGCCUACAAGGAAGCCUGCGACUGGCACGAGAUGGCCAGAAGCCUCGACUUGGCUGACAGGUACCUCAACACGAAGGCCUGCUGCUACCUGCUGCGCGUGAAUCGCUCCGAGGAGGCGGCGAGCGUAGCCAAGUUGUUCAGUCGGCAGUCCGACGCCGACGGCCUGCAUAGCAUGCAGUGCAUGUGGUUUGAGCAGAAGCUGGGCAAGUGCCACUUGAGGAACAACGAGGUUGGCCGCGCGCUCUUUGAGUUUAACGCGGUGUUGAAGCACUUCCACGACAUCAAAGAAGACCAAUUCGACUUCCACCCCUACUGCCUUCGCAAGUUCGCCUACCGCGCCUACAUCUCCUUUCUCCGAAUGCAAAACAAACUCACCUCACACAUGUUUUUCCGCCGCGCCGCGCGGCACUUUGUUCGCAUUUUGCUGUCUCUGCACGACGGCGAACUCGACUUGGCAAAGGCGCGGGCGCACGCGGCGCAGGCGCAGGCGGCUGAGCAGAAGGCUGACGGGAGCAAGAAAAAGAGUCGUCAGGCUGCGCAGGUCAACAACGGCCAGGCAGCCACAGAUGCAGCCAACAAGGAGGACGUUUCGGGUGCAAAGAUCCUCGAAAAAGACCCUCUGGAGACGGCGAGCGAGGUGGUGAACCAACUGCUGGACACCUGCGGCUCGGAUCCACAUACCCACGUCCUUCACUAUCACGUCGCCUCGCGCAAGAAGAAGACGCUGGCGUCGCUGCUCGCGGUCGUGCGCCUUUGGCGUCUGGUCGAGCGCAGCCGCCUGAACUCUCGAGUUAUUCCUCUCCUUCUGCACUUCUGCCGUACUGCUUCCCUAGAGGACAUUCCAGAGGCGUACACGGAGAUGGCGAGGGAAGUUCUUGAGGAGGUCUUCGGCGAGCCCGUCGUGACGACAGACGCCCUGCGCGCAGCAGGCGAGAAAUACUGGGAGAGCGUUGUCGACGCCUGCAAAAAGAAUCCUUGGGAUUUCCGCCUCCGCCGAGCCGCGGUAGAGGCGCUUGCGUUUACCAAACAGCCCAUUUCGGCAGAUCUUCCCUUCCUCGCCUUCCAGGCAUUCCCACGGGGCGUGAGCGAAGAUGCGUUGCGGUUCCAGUCGAGCAUGCCCACGCUGCGUGAGUGUGAGAAGUUGCUGGAAGUUCUUUCAAAAUAUGAGACGGCGAAAUCUGCCACAGUCUCUUUGAAGGCCAUCUGCAAAGCCCGAUUUCCGCUCGCCGAGAAAUUCUGCUAA